AUGUAUCAUGGGAUCGGAGGUGGAGGAUCAUACUCGAACCUAAUCCAUGACGAUUAUAGACCGCUCAUGGACGAACUCAAGGAGACAUAUCGCAGGAAGAUUAGGCCACUGGAGACGACGUACAACUUUGAGGGGUUCCAUUCUGCGCCGUUAUCGGACAGUGAUAUCGAGGCCAAACCGAUGGUUUUGCUCCUUGGACAAUAUAGCACAGGCAAGACGACGUUUAUCAGACAUUUGACAGAGUGCGAUUAUCCUGGAUCCCAUAUCGGCGUCGAACCAACAACUGACAGGUUUGUGGCGGUGAUGAACGGGGUCGAGUCGCGUGUGAUCCCCGGAAACGCAGCUGCUGUGACAGCAGACAUGCCCUUCCGAGGUCUCAAUAAAUUCGGCCAAGCGUUCCUGACACGCUUCCAAGUCUCCCAAUGUCCCUCCCCUGUCCUCGAAAACAUGACCCUCAUCGACACGCCCGGCAUCCUCGCCGGCAACAAACAACGCAUCGAACGCGGCUAUGACUUUACAAAGACGAUCGAAUGGUUCGCAGAGCGCGCGGAUUUGAUCCUGCUGUUUUUUGAUUCACAUAAACUCGAUAUCUCGGAUGAAUUCAAGGCGUCGAUCCACUCACUCAAGGGUCAUGAGGAGAAGGUGCGAGUGAUCUUGAACAAGAGCGAUAUGGUGAACCAGCAGCAACUUAUGCGUGUCUAUGGCGCGUUGAUGUGGUCCCUUGGCAAGGUUAUUCAGACACCCGAGGUCAUACGCGUUUAUCUGGGUUCAUUCUGGCUGCAUCGGCCAGCGAACGCGUUCGAGGACUGCCGUGGGCUGUUGGAUGCAGAGCAGGCCGAUUUGGUGAGAGAACUCCGAGACCUCCCACGCAACGCCGCGAUCCGCAAGGUGAACGAGAUCGUUAAGCGUGCACGACUGGCCAAAGUGCAUGCGUAUAUUAUUGGUCAUCUCAGGAAAGAAAUGCCCACCGUUUUUGGCAAGUCCACUCGACAGCAGGAACUGAUCCGUGAUCUCGACAAGGAGUUUUUCAAAGUCCAGCGGCUCUACAAUAUCCCAGAAAGCGAUUUCCCUAAUGUCGAAAAGUUCCGUCAGUCCCUGAGGGCUUACAAGUUCGAGAGCUUUUCCAAGAUCAAGGAUCCGAUCCUGGCAGCCGUCGAGGAGGCACUUUCGAUGGACCUGCCGAAGCUGAUGCGUCGAUUCCCCCAGGGCAAUCCGCUUCUGGAACAAGCGCAGAAGAAUCCCUUCCUCAACACAGAAGCCGAUCUGAGCGGUGGUGAGAUUCCUCCGAGCUAUUGGCACUUUUCGUCGGUCGACAAGGCCAGUUCGAUGCCCCUGUUCAUGUUGCUCCAUCCGGUUGAGGGACGGAUCAAUGGCUCGACUGCAAAGCCGUAUCUCAUGAGCACAGGUCUGUCAACAGAGGUCCUGGCCAAGGUCUGGACACUGGCAGAUUGGGAUGCGAAUGGAUAUUUGGACGAGAACGAGUUUGCGGUGGCAAUGCAUCUGGUCCGCGCGGUCGAAAAUGGAGGCGAGGGCGUGUUGCCAGAGACCUUACCUCGAACCAUGAUUCCUCACGUUUAA
This is a messenger RNA of Gamsiella multidivaricata, 1578 nucleotides long. RefSeq names its product P-loop containing nucleoside triphosphate hydrolase protein. The transcript is spliced from 3 exons. Gene Ontology annotation, biological process: endosomal transport; endocytosis. Bases 1 to 1578 code for a protein of 525 amino acids. The record is from RefSeq and is a predicted model, not a curated record. Gene Ontology annotation, molecular function: GTP binding; calcium ion binding; protein binding. NCBI's taxonomy places the organism in Eukaryota, Fungi, Mortierellomycota, Mortierellomycetes, Mortierellales, Mortierellaceae. Gene Ontology annotation, cellular component: plasma membrane; cytoplasm.